GCAAAAAACACAACUAACCAUCAAGAAAAAAGUGCUUCACUUGUUCCACUUCCCACAACCGCCCACCACAAACUCCGGCGAGAUCAAGACAGGAGGUCCUCAUCGCCCUAUCCACGAUGAGCGGCAGCGGCAGCUUCGAGCAGCACCCGAAGCGGCGUCCCCCGGCGCCGGGACCGUCCGACCAGCAGCAGCAGCGGAAGCUGCUGAAGCUUUCGAUGCAGGAGGAGGACGACGUGGCCGCGGGCGUCGUGCCUCCGGUGACCGUGGUCCUGGACGGGCGCUGCAUCUGCCACCGCGUCCACCUCAGCCGGCACACGGGGUACCGCAGCCUCGCGGGCGCGCUCCGCCGCAUGUUCGUCGACCACACGGAAGGCGCCGCCGACGGCGAGGACCACGGCAUCGACCUCUCCAAUGCCGUCCCCGGCCACGUCGUGGCCUACGAAGACAUGGAGGACGACCUCCUCCUCGCCGGCGACCUCAACUGGAAGGACUUCGUCCGCGUUGCGAAGAGGAUCCGGAUAAUACCAGCGAAACAAUCAAGCCGAAGGAAGCAGUGUGUGGAGCUUAACAAUUAGCUACGCAUAAUUAAACAUUACGUGUAAUUAAUUACACCAAGCCUCUACUUCUACUCUAUCUAGUUCACUGCGGUUAGCGUGUGGGUCUCUGUGUUUCACCUUGUAAUGUUAAGGACUUAAAGUCGAUUAAGUUUGUGUUAUGACCAAUGUGAUCAGAGAUGUGUCAAGCAAAUCAACUCAGUCAAUUACAGACAA
Phragmites australis (common reed) is the source of this 770-nucleotide messenger RNA. Its product is annotated as auxin-responsive protein IAA33-like. Gene Ontology annotation, biological process: regulation of DNA-templated transcription. The record is from RefSeq and is a predicted model, not a curated record. Lineage: Eukaryota; Viridiplantae; Streptophyta; Magnoliopsida; Poales; Poaceae. The transcript is spliced from 2 exons. Bases 117 to 575 code for a protein of 152 amino acids. Gene Ontology annotation, cellular component: nucleus. Gene Ontology annotation, molecular function: protein binding.